This is a messenger RNA of Macrobrachium nipponense, 584 nucleotides long. RefSeq names its product cuticle protein AMP4-like. Lineage: Eukaryota; Metazoa; Arthropoda; Malacostraca; Decapoda; Palaemonidae. The transcript is spliced from 3 exons. Bases 68 to 481 code for a protein of 137 amino acids. The record is from RefSeq and is a predicted model, not a curated record.
CACAAACACAAUCCGAACACACAUCUCGAACAGUCUAGUCCUGCCCUGUCUCGACACAGCUCUCAAGAUGAAGAUGAUCAUCGUCGCAAUGUUGGUGGCCGUCGCCUUGGCCGACAAACCUCUGGAAGACGCCCCAGUGCCAGUGCCCGUGGCCAUCCUGAGAAGUGCCCAGGUCAACCCCGACGAGAACGGCGCCCACAGCUCCGACUUCGAGUCCGAGAACGGCAUUAAGUUCGAGUUCUCCGGAUCUGAAGGCGCAGAAGGAGGUGCCAACAUGAUCGGCUCUUGGAGCUACCCCCUGGAAGACGGCUCCGUGGCUUCAGUCUCCUUCGUCGCCAACGAAAACGGAUUCCAGCCCCAGUCCUCGUUGUUGCCAGUGGCUCCUGAAUUCCCCCACCCCAUCCCCCAGUUCGUCCUCGACCAGAUCGAGUUCGCCAGACUCGAGGACGAGCGCAGGGCUCAAGAGGAGACCGCAGAGUGAAAGACUGAACUCGACCUGACUUUGAUCUUAUUCUUCUUCAAGUGCAAAUUUAUUUAUUGAAACGAUUUAUAUUUAUUAGGAAAUAAACGACCUAUUGAUGCGA